Molecule: messenger RNA, 4299 nt
Organism: Triplophysa rosa
Lineage: Eukaryota; Metazoa; Chordata; Actinopteri; Cypriniformes; Nemacheilidae
Gene: plekho1b
Product: pleckstrin homology domain containing, family O member 1b
Exons: 6
Coding region: 317-1522 (401 amino acids)
Biological process (GO): regulation of myoblast fusion
Cellular component (GO): muscle cell projection membrane; ruffle membrane
Source: RefSeq, a predicted model, not a curated record
GGGGGACAAAGAGAGGGACCACCACACAGCUGCAAGUUCCUCGAGCUCAGUUAACUCCACGAGCGCUCAACCCCGCGCGACACGAUGCCGUCAGCAUCUAGGAAGCAGAUUUCUCAGACCAUCGCGGUCUAAAGGCGUGACCGUCGGACGAUAUUCUGCGUGGAUCUGGAGGACAGUGAAUGAAGUACGUAGACCGGAGGAGGCGUAGACUGAAGCUACAUCGUGGUUUUGCGUGUAACGUUGCAGGAUUUUGUUACGUUGUUGCGAAAACAAAGGAUCUGGAUUCGCCGGAGAGUCGCAAAGCUGGUUUAUAGCCAUGAAGAAGAACAAUUCAACAAAGCGGGGCCCUCAGGACGCCAAUCAACAGCCCGCGCAGCCCGACAAAACCGGCUGGAUUCGCAAGUUCUGCGGCAAAGGGAUUUUCAGGGAAAUUUGGAAAAACAGAUUUGUGGUGCUGAAAGGAGACCAACUUUACAUUUCCGAAAAAGAGGUAAAAGAUGAAAAGAAAAUCCAGGAAGUGGUGGACCUCACUGACUACGAGAGGUCUGAGGAACUCCGCAAAGCCAAGAGCAGAAGCAAAAAGAACCACAGCAAGUUCACGCUCCUGCGUUCCCGGCAGCCAGGAAACACGGUCCCAAAUCUAGUAUUUCUGGCUGUCAGUCCAGAGGAGAAGGAAUCAUGGAUCAAUGCUUUGAAUGGAGCCAUCACCAGGGCCAAGAAUAGCAUAUUGGAUGAGGUGACGGUGGAAGAGGACAGCUUGCUGGCCCAUCCGACGCGUGACCGGGCUAAGAUCCCCCAGACUCGCCGCCUGCCCACCCGCGGACACCUCAUGGCUGUGGCUUCUACCACCAACUCGGACGGCAUGCUGACCCUUGACCUCAUACAGGAAGAAGACGUCACCACAGAAGAGCGAGACACUUGUAAGGAGAACCCCGAUCAAGCCGAGUCUCAACACAUCCCAAAUUCUCAGCGCUCGACCGCUGACACGUCGAAGCUCUCCGUCAGUAAAGACACCCCUGGGAAAUCCCAAAGUCUCCCUCGUAAGAGUGAGAGCUCAUGGGACUGGUCGGAGUCACAGACGCCACAGCUGCGCAAAAAAAACUCUGAGAAAAACCGCUGCGCAUCCAUGGACGAGAUCCUGGCGCAUUCGGAGACGCGGGCCAUCCCUCACUGCUCGACUUCGGCUCCCGUACAGCCCGUCAGUCAGCUUCAGGACCUCAUCACCCAGAAGCUGGAGAGAACUCAAGAGCUGCUGACGGAAGUACGGACGCAGGCCAAGGGGAAGUGCUCGCCAACCGGGAAGAACUCCAGCCCCGACGGCCAGAGGAAAGAGGCGGAGCGCCUGCUGGAGGAGGCGGCCUCCACCUGGGGUCAGGCGCGUGACGUACUGGAGGAAGUGAAGGAGCUUCGAGCUCUUUACAAGCAGCUUGACUCGGCCUCUUCGAUGGCACUCGGUCCGUCACAGAAUGGCAAACUAAACAGCCCUCAACAGGGAAACCACAGGAGAAGCAUGAUGUCUUAACAGGAGCGCAGAACGUUCUCCAAACACAAUACGUCUUUUUUAACGGACUCUUCCUGCUUUGUUAUUGCUGGAAUUAACAAUAGGAAUAAUAUUGUUAAUAAUGAAUACCAUGAGCUAUACUGUACAUGUUUGUAUGUAUGAAUUGCAAAAGAGCAAAUCUAGUUUCUUCCACUCCCUUAAUAUCAGCUUCAGUCAGACAGAAACAAAAGGGCCUGGUGGUUUUCCAAACACAAGCUGUUGCGCAGUUUUCACAGCGUGGAGUCACCGAGGGGCCCAUCAGGGUAAAACAGGGUGAGAAACACCAGACGGUGGUGAUCGCCAGCCUAUCACAAUGUGAAUGUUUCGGAAUACACUGGAGGAGCUUCAAAAUGGUCUAUUUUACUCCCUGGGUCCUUUUUUUGUUAUAAUAACUCCCAGCACACUUUCCUCUGCUGUUGAUGCAAAUCAAGCUUGUAAUAAGAUGCAAUCAGGGCGUGGCCCAACGCAUUUGGCCACGCCUCUUUGUUCGGACGGCAGAGCUCUGCGCCCCAUCGGAUGGGUUGUAACUGUGAACAAAGCCAUGUGUAACCUGUAUGAACAUGAAUACGUGUGACGUCCGGUGCCAGUGUUGCUGCGGAAAGCGACGCAGCUGCCAUUGACGAGACGCCGUGUGGUGGCUGGAAGCAUCUAGCUGCAAGGAAGCGAUUCAUAAUAAUAAUCACACAUUUGCACUAUGGAGAAUGCUGUAAAACGAGAGUGACACUGGCAAGCUAUCUUUUCAAACCUAAGAGGCAGAACAGACAAUCUACUGGAGGUCGGGAAAUAUGGGUUGCGUAGCUCCAAGUCUUUACACCUAAGUGGUAUUUUCAUGAAGACCUUUCAAAAUACAAAAGCUGCCUUAUUGUCGAAAGGGCACGUGCAAAUUGCAUUUCAAACUCUCAAAGACUCCGAUUUUAAAAACAAGUUGCCUGCGCCUCAAGAAAUGGUGGCAGAGAUGCUUUUUGAGCAGAACUUUAUUUUGCUUGUGCUUUGCUUUGCAGGACGUUCGUCUUUGGGGAACUAUGCAAGAUUGCAUGGGUGAAUCUCAUGAAACCUGCCAGGACGUGCCAUAUUUCACCUAAAAGAAACGUAUAUUUUGCUUUACAAAAUUUGAAGGUCCAAUGUGUAAUUGUUUGGAGGAUCUAUUGACAGAAAUGCGAUAUAAUAUGUGUAUAAAGACCUUACAUAAUGAAGCGUUGCGUCACCAUGUUUCUACAGUAGCCCUAAGCGCGUUUCGUAAAUACGUUAUCUCCUUCGGCAAAAACGUGACCACAUCUUAGCUCUGUGUCAGCCACCGUAGUGCUUCGAAAGGGAGGGGUGAGCUGUUGGUUGCAAUGCGCAACCUCACCACUAGAUGCCGCUAAAUCCCAUACACGGGACCUUUAAGGCUAAUAAGGAUAUAAUUGUUUUUUUUAUUUUUACAAAAUAUUACAAUAAUCUAAAAAAACAACUUGAAGUUGUGUUCAAAUCUUAUUUUUUACAACAACAAAAAAUCUUUUGGGUGGUGAAAUAUGACCAGUUUUCAUGAGAUCCACCUGCGUACGAUACAGGUAUUAGGAUUUACUGGCAGUGUGCAGUAUGGUAUUGAUUUUUAUGACCAAAGGGUACGUCUUGCCAGUACACCACACCUUGUUUUACAGUUUGUAGCUUAAAUAAUGUGUUUGCACAAUUAAACAGGUCACCCUGUUCUGUCAUUAAGACUUGAUUAUAAACAGUGUUAUAUUUUUUGUACAUUUUAUUGUAAAGUGCUUUUUUGUAGAGAGACUUUUUGCUUUUCAAAUGUUUAACUCAGAAACCACUUUUCCUGAAACAACCAGACAUUCCUCACUUCUGGAACAAAAAAAUGUCAGAAUCAUGGAAACGUCUUAUAGAAAGCCUACAGCAGUCCUUAACUUAAAAAAAUACAGGUAAAUGAUUCACACGUUUCCAAAUAUCUCUAUUCUUAGGCUUCAUGUUAUCGCCACACAGAUGCCAAAGGUUUUCUGUAUCUCACACGCUCUCAUCUCGAACGUCGUGUGGUCUUUUCAUGCUUAUUCAGAUGAAUUGGUUUGUUCCGUCUGUCAUGACGUGAUAUUUUUACAGUGCCAGCAGAAGGUGAAUCUCAUUACCCGAGCAUCUGUCAGGUAGUGGCGUUCAUCAUUCAGACCGGCCGUGAUCAGCAGGGGUCAUAUUAGAUGACAUCAAACCAAUCCUGUCCCACAGGUCCUAUCACGCAGUACAACAGAAACCCAGCCAUAUUACGCCUGUACUUUGACAGUCAUUAAAUCAGUCAUUUAUGACUUGUUUUUACUCUAUGUUGACGUCAGAAAUCACGUGACUGUUUAGAUCUGAUGUUUCCUAAAUGCUGUGUGGAUCCAUUUAUGUAUGCCAUAAGAUUGUUCAACUGAUGUUGCUAUUUUCUUUGACUUCGGCAGACCUUUGAUAAAAUGUGAAUGUGAAAAAUGUCUCUGCUGUGUCAUUGUGGCCGGACCAUUAUAGUUUUAUAUUGGGGAUGCAGUUUUAUAUGUGGCUAGAGAGUCAGUCUAUUCAUGCUCAAAUAACACUGUUACUGUCCUACGCUAUCAAAAUGAAGUUAAUUUUUCAAAGCGCUUUUUAAGGUCAUUUUAUUUCUUUUUUUAUAGAAAAACCUAAGUAUUUGGUUUAAAUGUAAUAAUAAAAACAUUAUUGCAUUAAUAAUCUAUUUGCUAAAAGGACUAGUAAAAGUAUCUGGAGGCCAUGUUGCUUAGGACCGGCUCAUCUCUUAGUUAUUUACUUUAGAC